Messenger RNA from Darwinula stevensoni, 860 nucleotides. NCBI's taxonomy places the organism in Eukaryota, Metazoa, Arthropoda, Ostracoda, Podocopida, Darwinulidae. The record is from the annotation of a GenBank genome assembly.
AUGAGUUUCAAAAAAUAUGAGAGUGGUGCCGCAAAGAGGAAAGCAAAGAAACAUGAACAAGAGGAAAUCAGAAAGCACCCGAAAGUGACCUCUUAUUUCGCCACGAGUUCACGCAAACAGUCUGAAACACCCCGUGAAUACGAUGAGGAGAGCGUUCUUUCUACAGAAGAAAAGGUGUCUUCCCUAGAAAGUGAUACGAAAAAUAAACCGGAUACCUCUCUUUCUGCCAUGGAUGUUGAACAGGAUGGAAAAGUGCUGGAAGAUGAUGCAUAUGUUCCUAAGGAAUCCAAGACGAUAGCAGAAGACUUCGAGCCUCAGGCUUCUACAUGUGAUACCAGCCCAUUCUCAGUGCUCGAUCAAGACCCAGCAAAGUGGCCAUCGCAUAUAAACGAGGCAGCUCGGGACUACUGCGUCGAGAAAGGGCCCGAAUAUUUUCAAAACAACGACGGAGAGUACACGGCCUCGUGUUCAUUUCCAACUCUGCUCCAGAAGCUGACUGAUGCCCUUGACAAGUUUGCCAAUGCCUUCCAGGAGAAGGCAGCAAUAUUAUCAGUGCAAAAGUUGUUUAGUCGUCGUAGUGUCAUGUCAAGACUCAUUUUGAAGGAUGACUGCAGCAAUAGGGCUGCAAAAAAGCUUCUGGGGCCACACUGCCUGCUGCAUCUUGUUCAGCAGUCGUGCAAUUCACAUCUUCUGCUACCUUCUUCUGCUACCUCUCAAGUCACUGUGAAGGAUGUGUCCCAAAAGGAGCAAUAAUAUGAUUGGGAUUCUACUCCAUGAGAGACAUGUCCUAUCCUGCAGCAUAUGGACAGUUACUUGGCUUUCUUCAAAGUGUUCUGCUGAAUGAUUCAUUUUCACAUUAC